This is a messenger RNA of Paramuricea clavata, 546 nucleotides long. The record is from the annotation of a GenBank genome assembly. NCBI's taxonomy places the organism in Eukaryota, Metazoa, Cnidaria, Anthozoa, Malacalcyonacea, Plexauridae.
AUGAAUACCACAGAAAGAGAACUCCAACCUGGCUUCAGGAGAAGCCGUAUGACAUCCAUAAAAGGAAUCAGGACAAGAAGCGUUGUAACUUUCAAUCCAACAACAAUUAGCCCAGAAGAAGAGCUGUACAUUAACAUUCCCAAACUAAAGCCUGACUCUUGUUUAGUUCCAGGGUCACUUGCACUAUUAUUUGACUUCAAAAAUUCCAAUACUAAAAGCCGGUUCAAUAAUAACCUGGCCAAAUUGAUUACAAAACGUCUUCAGGUUAAAGUAGCAGGUGAAACAGCUUAUGACUGUUCAGGAGAGAGUUUGUAUGAAAUUUAUAAAGAUCUAUGGCUAACACAGGGUGACAGAAAUAAGAUGACAGAACAGGGCCUCGGAAGUGAAAACCUGAGAAAGCUGAUAUCAGGUGACGACUCAGGAGUAAAAGUAGGUGAUGUUGGUAAAAUAGCAGAUGGACUUCUCCAUAGUGUGUACGGCUCUAAGCUGAGAAAACCGAUUGAUAAAAUAAUCGCAGACCAUGGACUUUACGUACCAUUCACAUGA